Molecule: messenger RNA, 684 nt
Organism: Poecilia latipinna (sailfin molly)
Lineage: Eukaryota; Metazoa; Chordata; Actinopteri; Cyprinodontiformes; Poeciliidae
Product: endothelial PAS domain-containing protein 1-like
Exons: 4
Coding region: 70-591 (173 amino acids)
Biological process (GO): regulation of transcription by RNA polymerase II; cellular response to hypoxia
Molecular function (GO): RNA polymerase II transcription regulatory region sequence-specific DNA binding; DNA-binding transcription factor activity, RNA polymerase II-specific
Source: RefSeq, a predicted model, not a curated record
CCAGUGACAGAAAUAAUCUCUUCUCUGCUCCCAGGCCAUAGCAGCUGUGAUGACGAGGAGGACAGGCUCAUGGACAAUCUGUACCUGAAAUCUCUGGAGGGCUUCGUCACAGUGGUAACGUCAGAUGGCGACAUGAUCUUCCUGUCAGAGAACAUCAACAAAUUCAUGGGCCUCACGCAGGUGGAGCUCACAGGUCACAGCAUCUUUGACUUUACCCACCCAUGUGACCACGAGGAGAUCAGAGAAAACCUUAGCCUGAAGUCAGCAGGGAGCUUCCGUAAAAAAGGCAAAGACCAGAGCACAGAGCGAGACUUCUUCAUGAGGAUGAAAUGCACAGUGACCAACAGAGGGCGCACCGUAAACCUCAAGUCAGCAAGCUGGAAAGUGCUGCACUGCACCGGCCAACUUAAGAUGUACGACAGCUGCCCAUCGCGGGUUCUCUGCAGCUACAAGGAGCCUCCGCUCACCUGCGCCGUCCUGAUGUGCGAACCCAUCCCACACCCGUCCAACAUCGACGCGCCGCUGGACAGCAGGACGUUCCUGAGCCGACACAGCAUGGACAUGAAGUUCAGCUACUGUGAUGAAAAGUAAGCAGGCACCACUAUAGCAGUAACACUGCUCAUCAAGUGUGUUUUUCUGAGCCAACACCAAAAUAAGAAUCCUUAAAUACCUCUACCAACUGCA